Molecule: messenger RNA, 1145 nt
Organism: Chara braunii
Lineage: Eukaryota; Viridiplantae; Streptophyta; Charophyceae; Charales; Characeae
Source: the annotation of a GenBank genome assembly
AGUGACACAUCAGCAAGGUGACACGUCAGCAGCAGGUGACACAUCAGCAUGAUGGCUCCACUGGGCAUGGCAGGCCAGCUCACCGGCGAAUCCAUCUCAGACUUCCGCAAGCGUAUUCAAGAUCAGCUCGCACAGAUUGAAUUAGAGGAACAGCGCCAGGCGGAUGCCGAAGCUGCUCGGCUACGGGCUGCAGCCGAAGCAGCAGCUGAACAAGCACGGCUGCAGGGUGCAACCGAUCAUGAAUCCCAGGAGCGCCGCAAGGAAGCAUGCAGCUUGCUGCAGCGGCACGAAACAGCCACCAUUGAACGGCUCAAGCUCUGGCACUUUGAGCCCUCCGAUGAACAUGAGAACGCGACGGCCGACGAAGAGCACAAGGAGUUUCUCUCCAAAAUCGUGUGGCGUCUGGUUUACACUUGUAAGCAGCAGCAGCUCGAGUUGGAGAACCUUCGACCGGCGGUGCAGAACCACAAGGCCCUGCAUGAGGACGCUACACGGGCACUGAACGCCUGUAUCCAAGCCUUGGAGAAACCAAGACCGGAAGCAGGCCAGGCUAGUACCAGCCAGCCGGCAGCGUCAUCCCGCCAGUUCGAGGAAUGCCUUGAUCAUGUGGUCACCCUCUUGGGCGACAUCAACAAAUUUGCAGCACCCGCGACCGUCAGUCAGCAACUCACCGCGCUGCGAACCGAGGUUCGGCAACUGCAACUGCCCGGCGAUGGAAACAGCAAGAGGGAGUACAAGAUACCAUGGCAGAUCGAAAAGUUUGGUGAUUACACUUAUCAAGACCCCGUCAUCUGGUGCCAGUCAUUCACAACGGAGCCUCAGAUACACCAAGUACCCGAACAUCUCUACGUGUCGGCACUAUACCUCAACGCCAAGGGAGGAUACUAGAUCUGGUUAAACCACAUGACAACCUUACAUGGCGUCGCGGUCGCUGAUCUGCACACCAAGAUUUCUUAGAAGGACUUGGGAAAGGAGUGGAAGAUCAUUGUCGAUGAUGCUCCAGCACUCGCCGUCAACCGCAUCUUCGGCAUGUCUCAAGGAAACACACCUACGCAAGACUGGUUAACGGAAUGGCAAAAGAUUGUGGCGACGGCGGAUCUUGACUCUCGUUUCCUCACUUGCACCAGGAGUUCUGCAACCGAUCG